AUGGCAGAUGGACACGUGAAGUACGUGGCGAAACAUGAAGUACAAGGCCGCGUGCAACUGUUGCGGUUGCUGAACCCGUCAGCGCUCUUCGAAACAGAUGGCAAGGGAAAUAAGGUGAACUACCUGAGAGCUGAAGCUCGCAUCCUUCCGGAGGAUUGGAGAAGAACCCAGGUGAAGACGGGGAAGAAAGUUGGCGAUCCUUGGAUGGCUCACCAUGGGUGUCCGUUAAGAUCUGAACUCCUGGAUUCGUGGCAAGACUUCCAAUCUCUGGCACAGAAGUUUGAGGAGCCUCACAUUGCUGGAGACUUCUUUUCCAAAGUGGCCCCCCGUGUCUCCAGUGGCAUUUUGGCUGCAGCCUGGCAGCAGCUGCAGGUGCAAACGCAGCUGGUGCGGCGCCAGAAACGCGCCGCUCGGGCGCAAAAUCGGGGAAAACCUGGGGGAUUUCGAAGUUCAGCAGCAAAAAUCGUGGUUUGA
Molecule: messenger RNA, 474 nt
Organism: Cladocopium goreaui
Lineage: Eukaryota; Dinophyceae; Suessiales; Symbiodiniaceae
Source: the annotation of a GenBank genome assembly